Messenger RNA from Pogonomyrmex barbatus (red harvester ant), 1869 nucleotides. RefSeq lists its product as uncharacterized. Gene Ontology annotation, molecular function: SNARE binding; SNAP receptor activity. NCBI's taxonomy places the organism in Eukaryota, Metazoa, Arthropoda, Insecta, Hymenoptera, Formicidae. Gene Ontology annotation, cellular component: membrane; SNARE complex. Gene Ontology annotation, biological process: exocytosis; vesicle fusion. The record is from RefSeq and is a predicted model, not a curated record.
CAUAUAUACGAACAACAAUGUGCUUUCGUUAGCAAUUUGUGUAAUUAACUAUCAGUUAAAUUCUAUGAAACAUUCAGCAAACAUUCGACAGUUCUGUAAGUGACGAAGAUCAGUCGAUCAAUACAUGUUCGCCUCUUGGAGACAACACUUGCGGUAAUGUAACACAUAUGAAGCACACAUGUACGUGUUGUUAUCGGCUUUAUCAAAACUUCUUUCGUUACUGGGCUAUCAGAAUCGGCAUAAACAACCAGCAAAGUUGAUGUUUACGGCCUCUGGCAUCUGCGAAUGCUUAUACAUAGUCUGACAGACUACACAAUCGGACAGACAACCCGCCCAUCAUUCGGUCUCAACCAAUAUUGUACAUUUUUGGCCGAAAUGAACGGAACUGUGUAUUAUGUUAUGGUGGCCUUGUGGGAGAAAUCUGGCUGCAAGAUCGUCGCCGAUUAUUCUGUGGAUCCAAAUCCGAUCUAUCGCGCUAUCACUCUCGGUACGAUCGACGGCAUGAGAACAGUCGAGGAUGACAAAAUCAGUAUCGAUCGGAAUAGAUAUACGGUACACAUGUUAAUUGGGGAAUUUUACUAUCUCUGUUUAACAUUAAAAGCGGAUUGUCCUUCAUCAGCAAUGUGGCAAGAAUCUUGCUCUCAAAUAUUUUUGCAUAGAUUACGAAGUGUCUAUAAAGACUUACCGAUGGUAUAUCUAUCAAGAAAUCUGAAUGUCGCGAAAAAUGAUCUGUCGAAACCGUUGAAGAAAAUGACUGAAGAAUAUAAUCAGGGUAUUGAUUGUAAGAAUCUGACCUCAAAAUUAGAGGAAGAAUUGACUGAAGUACGUUGCGUAUUAAUGAAUGGAGUCCAAAAAUUGAUUGAUAGAGGCCAGAAAUUGGACGAACUUAUCCGAAAAACACAGAACCUUGAAAUUUCGUCGCGAGACUUCCACGUAGUGUCAAGGACUCGGCAAAAGAAGAACAAUACCUUGAUGAUUGUGAUGGGAACAUCAGCUUUUCUGUUGAGGCUUGGUUCCGUGGCAUCAUUACCCGCAAUUAUCUUCGUAAACUCCACGAAUACGCAACGAUUGUGCAACGCUAUUGGCGCGGUUACCGUGCCAGAAUGUUCAUUAAUCGAUAUUUGGCCGAACGUGUUCAACAGAUGUGGCAGGAUUAUUAUAAUAGUAUGGCAAUAAGGAUCCAAGCUGUUUGGAGAGGCUAUUGGACCAGAAAAACACAGAUGAACUUCGUGCAGUUGCAGCGAUGGUUGAAGAAUGUUUAUACGAAGAACAACGAAACUUUAGAAAAUAUGAAGAAGUAUGUUCACAUAUAUGCUCCAUUGCGUGCAAGGUUAUUAACGCGCUAUUUUUUUAUAGAUACAGACAGGAAGAACUUGAGCAUGCGGAAAAUGUCACGGAACAAAAAGCGAUGCUCUGGAUUUUGUUCAUCUUGUUCAAAGUAAAAUAAUGAAGCUGAAUACUAACGCUUAAUCUUUGCAGAUAUAUAUUAUAAUUUAUCAUGUAAUUUAAUAUCUAAAUAUGGCUACAUUAUAUCCCUAAAGCUGCAUCAUUUAUUAAGGACAAAGUGCCGUCCAGGCGUCAUUACAAAAAUUGACAGAACUCGCUUCGUGUACAUUGAAGAAAUGCUAAAGUGCCUCGAAUAUGAUCGAUAUAGUCCAAAAGCAAGAUUUGUCUGCAAAGAUUGUCAGAUCGAUCGUAAACCUUCUUUGAUCUUUCGCGGUACUUACUUUGAAAAAUGCGAAAAAGAAAUUCGUGAAUUUGAGAAGAGUUUGCAAGCCGAAAACGCAUCCAUUUUCAGAAGUAUAGUUGAUUAAUGUAUUAAAUUAAUUAUGUACUCUUUAAUUUUUAUGAUGUAAACAUUUCACUAUU